This is a messenger RNA of Salvia hispanica, 2018 nucleotides long. RefSeq names its product apoptosis inhibitor 5-like protein API5. The record is from RefSeq and is a predicted model, not a curated record. Gene Ontology annotation, biological process: regulation of programmed cell death. Gene Ontology annotation, molecular function: mRNA binding. Gene Ontology annotation, cellular component: nucleus. Lineage: Eukaryota; Viridiplantae; Streptophyta; Magnoliopsida; Lamiales; Lamiaceae.
CCCAGACGGAAUUUCUAAUCCUCAUCAAAUCUAAAAUCAAAUUGAGACGUUCCCUUCCCUCCUUCAACGUCAAAACCCUAAUCCGAUUUCCUCAACACCACACCCACAAAUUCAAUCAAAAUCAUGGCGGAAGCGACCGUAGAUGUCGGCGACAUCGAGAAGCUCUACGAGUACGGCGAGAGACUGAAUGAAGCCAAAGAUAAAUCCCAGAAUAGGAAGGAUUACGAGGGGAUACUUGCUGCUGCGAAUGGCAGUGUGAAAGCGAAGCAGCUGUCGGCGCAAAUGAUACCUAAGUUCUUCAAGUAUUUCCCUGAGCUUGCCGAGCAAGCUCUGGACCAGCAUCUGUAUUUGUGCGAGGACGAGGAGCUUGGUGUGCGUGUACAAGCUAUUCGUGGGCUUCCUCUAUUCUGCAAGGAUACUCCUGAACAUCUGACAAAAAUUGUUGACAUCCUCGCCCAACUUCUUAUUGCUGGAGAUAAUGUGGAGCGUGAUGCAGUACACAAAGCCAUUAUGUCCCUGUUGCGACAGGAUGUUAAGACAUCUUUAACAGCUUUGUUUAAGCACAUUGGUAGCACUGAUGAUCGAAGUGCAGAGGACCUCACUGCUUGUGAGAGCAUACGUGAGAAGGUUCUUUGCUUUAUUAGGGAUAAGGUGUUCUCCCUUAAAGAAGAGUUGUUGAAGCCUAAAGAUGAAAUGGAGAGGCAUAUAACUAAUUUGGUAAAGCAGAAUAUGCAAGAUGUAACAGCUGCUGAAUUUAAAUUGUUCCUUGACUUCUUGAAAAGCUUGACCUUGUUUGGAAAGGACGCUCCCGUGGAGCAUGUUCAAGAACUUGUUGAGAUUAUUGAAGGCCAGGCUGAUCUUGAUGCUCAGUUUAAUGUUUCAGACAGUGAUCACAUUAAUCGAUUCAUAUCCUGCAUACAAAUGGCCCUUCCGUUUUUUAUGAGGGGUGCUUCAAGUAGCAAGUUCUUCAAUUACUUAACUAAGCAAAUCAUCCCUGUUUUUGACAAGCUUCCUGACGAAAGAAAAUUGGACUUGCUAAAGAAUCUUGCUGAAUGUUCAUUAUAUGCAAGACCACAAGAGGCAAGGCAGCUUCUUCCAUCAGUAGUGCAACUUUUAAAGAAAUACAUGGUCCGGAGAAAGAUUGAAGAGAUUGAUUUUACAAGUAUUGAGUGCUUGUUGUAUGCAUUUCACCAUUUAGCUCACAAGACUCCCAAUACCACGAAUAGUCUUUGUGGCUACAAGAUUGUUACCGGACAACCUUCAGAUAGGCUUGGGGAAGAUUUCACAGAACAAUAUAAAGAUUUUACUGAGAGAUUAAGCACUACUGAGGAAUUAGCCAAGGCAAUGAAUAAGAAGCUGACACAGGGCAUGGCGGAGCAUAAUAAAGCAAUGGCAGCUGCAAAAACAGAAGAAGAAAAAGAAACAAUUAAGAAACAAAAGCAGAAUGCUACAGCUGGGCUCCGUACGUGCAACAAUAUACUAGCAAUGACACAGCCUUUGCAUUCGAAAGCACCUUCAUUUAUUGGGGGCCAGAAGAUCAGCUUUUCAUGGAAAGAAGCUACUAAAGUUGCAACGACUGCUGGUGCUGCAGGUCAAAAGAGAUCUGUUAAUGCUGGUAACGGAUCUGGCAUGAAUGCAAUGAAGAAGGCCCGAGGAGCUGGAGGUGUGCAAAACCAACUCGUUAACCGAGCUUUCAAGGGUUUAAACGAGGGGAGAGGCGGUGGAAGAGGUAGAGGAGGUUGGAGGGGACGCGGUCGAGGGAGAGGCUAUUAUUAACAAGCACCACACUGUUGCAUACCGUGGAAGUUUACCUAGGACAUGUAGUGCUUAAUUACUAGCUAGUCUUCUAGUUGUAUGGCAUUUGUCAGAGCUUUAAUAUUGUUAUGAUUAAGAUUAUGUUGACUUAAUUCUUUCAAAAAUAUCAGUGCCAUUAGUGUGAUGUAACAGAAUGGCUACGACUUCUUGUAUUGGAGCCACUGAUAUGAUGAUGCUGUUAUAAAGUUGAAUCCUUUGGAAAA